This is a messenger RNA of Closterium sp. Naga37s-1, 160 nucleotides long. The record is from the annotation of a GenBank genome assembly. Lineage: Eukaryota; Viridiplantae; Streptophyta; Zygnematophyceae; Desmidiales; Closteriaceae.
CCAAGAAGCAGAGAACAUUUCAAGUGGUGGAUCCUUGGGCAGUGAAGGGCGGUAAGGAGGUGCUGCUGGUUCUGGAUGGCACCGCAGGCUUCAACAUGCUGCCUCAGGCGCGGGAAUUCAACCAGCUGAGUCUUCUCUCCGCUUCCGCUCCCUCUACCCU